ACACACGCCCCUCCCCUUGCCUCAUCGCCAUCGCACACCGUUGCAUGCGAGGCAGGCAUCUCUAGUUGCAGCAGGUCCACUCACACACCGUGCGUCCAAGCAACCACUAGUCUACUACAAGGCGUGGCAGCUGCCGCCGGAGCUAGCGCGCGCAGGCAGAGCACGCCAUCGAAUCCUCCCACCCAGCGUUUACCGGCCGGUGGCGGCGAGAUGUCAACCAGAGCGCGUGGCGGCGGCGGAGGGAGGCAGUUCCCGGUGGGGCGGCGCCGGUACGUGCCGGUGGCCGACGCGGGGUGCGGGUGCCGCCCGCGCCGGCCGAGGCUGCUCAGCCUGCCGUGGUUCCUCAAGCCGUGCCGCCAGCUGAGGGGCGGCGGUAACGGUAAGGCGGGCGGCGGCGGAGAGCAGUACUCGUGCGGGUCCACCUCCACGGCCUCCUCCUCGUCGUCGUCCGCCGCCACGCGCAGCACCGGGUACUCGUCGGCCUACUCCUCCGACUACUACCAGCAUCAGGCGCCGCCGUCUCCGCUCACCAAGCAUCGGCCGGCGUCGCCCGCGCGCGCGGGAGCGCCGCCGGGCAAGAGCUCGCAGCAGCUGAAGGCUAAUAAGAAGGCGAGGAAGAAGAAGAGGCACGAGAAGACGACGGGGGGAGGCAAGGAGGCGGCGGCCGGCGCGGGCGUGGGCGUGGCGGUGGAGAAGGAGUCGUCGGACCCGCGCGCCGACUUCCGGGACAGCAUGGUGCAGAUGGUGGUGGAGAUGGGGCUGUGCGACUGGGACGGCCUCCGCGGCAUGCUCCGGCGCCUGCUCGCCCUCAACGCGCCGCGCCACCACGCCGCCAUCCUCACCGCCUUCGCCGAGGUCUGCACGCAGCUCGCCGGCGCAGCGGCCGCCGCGGCCGGGCCUCCUCCUUCUCCUCCUCCGCUCCAGCAGCAGCCGUCGCCGCCGCCGGCGUACGCGUACUACCACCAGUACCGGCGCUGACGAUGGCAGCGCCCAGACCACCCACCCACAGGCCACACGCCACAGCUGCCUGCUUGUUGAGAUCAUCCUGGCACCACGCCAUCCACCACCUGCUGGCUGCUGCUGUUGUAACUUGUAACGGACCUGGUGGUGACACGACCUCUUCUCAGAGGAAGUUGCAGCAGGCAGCAGCCGCAAGUACUAAUUGACUAGUUAAUCAGGACAUUAAGCUAAUAAGCAUGUAUAGUAAUAUUAAAAUAAAGUGAGUGGUGUGCUACUGUUAAUUAGACGAGUACCAGCAGGUUGUCCAUCGAUUCCAGUAGUUGAGUGAGUUGUUGCUUUAUUUUGGUUUGUAUGCAUUUCCUAGUGUUGAAUUGUAGUACUUCUUGCAGAGUAGUGCUCCCUAAUCUACAGUAUGAGAAUGAACGAAUAAUCCAGUGAGGACUACUUGUGUGUGGCCUUGGGUUUUGCAUCAAGGUCAUCCAUCCAUAGACCAUAGGUGUGGAAGUAGGAUUCGUCGAGUCUACCAAUCUGUAGCUGUACUUUGUACACGUAUGUGCGUGCGAGUGUGACUUGUAAAAUUUGUACGUAUAUGUUACGUGUUCAAAACUUGACCUGGUUUGAUA
Messenger RNA from Panicum virgatum (switchgrass), 1583 nucleotides. Its product is annotated as transcription repressor OFP8-like. Gene Ontology annotation, biological process: negative regulation of DNA-templated transcription. The transcript has a single exon. Bases 211 to 978 code for a protein of 255 amino acids. The record is from RefSeq and is a predicted model, not a curated record. Lineage: Eukaryota; Viridiplantae; Streptophyta; Magnoliopsida; Poales; Poaceae.